AAAGUCAACAUAACACAGCAAACGUACAGCAAUUAUUAACAUUUUUCUGGGGCCCUCAUGAGGCUUGAGAGUCAGUCAGUGGAGGAGUGGAGCUCCGGGUGCAGGCUCAACUUUCCCCAGGACAGAGUCCUGUUUCCGCGGCGUCAUGACUCUCUACCACGGCCGUCUGCCGUCGCUCGGAGUGCCAUCCUCGGCUCUGAGCCUCACCGCCCCCCAGCUGAUCUACUUUUACGGACGAGAAAGCGGAGGGGUAGUACCCGCCACCUUGAGCUUCGUGCCGGCCCGCCAGGAGCCUCCGCAGAAGCCGCCCUACAGCUACAUCGCGCUCAUCGCCAUGGCCAUCAAGAACGCACCGGAGCAGCGCGCAACUCUCAGCGGCAUCUACCAGUUUAUCAUGGACCAGUUUCCAUUUUAUCACGACAACAAGCAGGGCUGGCAGAACUCCAUCCGACACAACCUCUCGCUAAAUGACUGCUUCAUCAAGGUACCUAGAGAGAAGGGCCGGCCCGGCAAAGGCAGCUAUUGGACGCUGGACACCAAGUGUCUGGAUAUGUUUGAGAACGGCAACUAUCGUAGGAGGAAGAGGAAGGCGAAAAGCCAGCAGGAGACUCUGGACUUCAAAGCUGCUGGACACAAGCGCACCAAGUGCCCGGGGCCACCCAGGGACCCUCAAACCUCUAUGAAACAUCAGACUGACUCGGAGAUAGCAGACAUACCAGCGAGGAAGGAUUCCGAGAAGAUGGAAACACAACCAGACACUAAACCGGUUCUUGUCGAGUUUAACCACGCCGAACAGCCGCAAAAUUCCCCCAUUCAAAGACUCAGAUUGUUCCCCUACCAAGACACUGCUGCAUCCACUGGGAGGAGGUUUGACGCUCUGCAGCCGGAGCCCUGCGCCGCUCCGAGACACGCUCCGCUGUGGGUGGAUGGUGCGCAUCUCCUAGGCGCGUCCCUCCGCUGGGAGCCAGAGGAGAGAAGGUCAGCUUUCAGUGGAAGAGAAAGAGAAAGAAGUCCGCUCUGCGCCGUCAGCUGCGCGAGAAACACAAACUUGGCUGCACUUGCGCAGGACAGACAGAAAGUAAAUGUUCCGAGCAGGGAUAAAUCGAAAGGUUUUAGCAUCGAGAGCAUUUUAUCGAAAAGUGAAGACGAAAUGCGCGGCAGCAUCCUUGGUUUGUCAGCGGAGACAUGCGCAGAGCGUCAAAGCCAAAGUUCAUCUGUGGUCCUCGGUGCUCGGCCGCAUCAGUUAUACCAGAUGGGAUUCCCCCUCUGCUCUUACCUAUCACUCCCCUACCCUGACAAAGUACUGCAUUUUAAAUGAGUACAAUUAUGAAUUUAGACUUUAAUAUAUUUCACGUAUGGAUGCAUAAAAGUGCAAAGCGUGAUUAGCUUUGCAUUAUAGGUUACUAUGAGACAGUUUAGGCCUACUCUUUUUUUUCAGGAUCUCUUCCAUCUUCAUCAUCUACAGUAAUGAUCAGACAACGACAGAGAGCAGCAUGAAAGCAUUUAGAUUCAUCUUUAUGCAUGAGUUAUUGUCAGGAUUUUGGUUAUUUUCACCAAGUUUUCCCAAACUAAUGCUUCUUAAAGUCUGUGGCUGCGCAGUUAAAUGCUUAAUACAACAAAAAGCUAAAAGUGUAUAAUGAUAUUGUCAUUGUUGUGUGCAUAUUUAGGGAAAGCUCAUGUAUACAGUAUUUUCCUCUUCAUUCAUGAUGACAAAAACCCUCAGAGUACAUAUGUUUUAUUGUAUUAAUUCGAGGAAGAAUCUUGAAUGUAAUGUUUGGGCCCGUGUAGCCUAUAUAGUAUACUAUAUAGGACUACAUAGGACUAGGACUAUACUUUGAAUUCUGACAAUAUUGUAUAAUAUGAAAAUGAAGUUUAAUACUCAAUAAUGUAAUCAAAGCUAUUUUACAUUCCACUGUGCUCUGAAUUUUAUGUUCAAAAUAAAGUUUAGUUUGGUAAUUGACAUUGUUUAUUUAAAAUUAGACGUCAAAACCAAAACUAGAAAUACUAGUGGAAGACUCGAGUCUGUAGCUAUUUGAAUGAAAUGUCACCUCAACAUAAUCCGUGAUCUACAGUUCAGAAAGACACGGUUAACAUGUGUGUUUUUGUAUUUGCUUUUCAGUUUUUCUGCAAUAACAAGCUUAUGAUCAUCAAGUUUCAUCGGGCCAAUUCAGUUUUGCUGUGUGCAUCCUAGUUGGUAAAAAAGAUUAGUUAUCCAAAGUGAUUACAGAUAUCAGGUGUAAUCCAGGAUGUUAAGAUUGUUUCCUUGGCAGCGUUUGCAUCAACCUCAGAUUGAUAAUAAGGAAUCAUCAUUAAGAAAACAAAGACAAGGAUUGUAGGCAAUUUCACUAUCAGCUAAGAUUCAAUUAACAUGACUCACAAAACUGAGGUGUCCAAAAUACCCCUGGACACUCCUGAACAAAACUAAGUUCUUACUUUUUCCAUUUU
Messenger RNA from Xiphias gladius (swordfish), 2445 nucleotides. RefSeq names its product forkhead box L1 (gene foxl1). The transcript has a single exon. NCBI's taxonomy places the organism in Eukaryota, Metazoa, Chordata, Actinopteri, Istiophoriformes, Xiphiidae. The record is from RefSeq and is a predicted model, not a curated record. Bases 146 to 1318 code for a protein of 390 amino acids. Gene Ontology annotation, biological process: regulation of transcription by RNA polymerase II; cell differentiation; anatomical structure morphogenesis. Gene Ontology annotation, molecular function: RNA polymerase II cis-regulatory region sequence-specific DNA binding; DNA-binding transcription factor activity, RNA polymerase II-specific.